AUGGCACGCUACUCCCGGCGCCUGGUGCAGCUGCUCCCUCCGCUCCUGUGGUUGGAGCCUGCGGGCCAAGGGGAGCCGAGGCAGGAUGGAGCGGCCCAGGCUGGGGCCACAGAGCAGGAGCCGGAGUCUGGGGGUUGGCAGGACAAGAAGUUCAAGCUGCGCGUGGACGUGGCCGGCUUCUCGCCGGAGGAGCUGACAGUGAGGCAGGAGGGCAGGAAGUUGACGGUGACAGGGAGGCGUGAGAAGCAGAGCGCUGGAGAGGAUGGAGGCAGCUUCCAGGAAUACCGGGAGCUGCACAGGGAAAUGCUGCUGCCCAUGGGCCUGGAUGUGGAGGCUGUGACGUGCUCCCUGUGCUCGGAUGGACAGCUCCGUAUUGAGGCACCGCGCCUGGCCCUGCAGCCCGCAGAGGGGAAAGCCAUUCCCAUCAGCAUCCAGGCAGGAGAGGGAGCCAGAGAAGGAGACACUGCUGCCAAGGAGGAGAAGGACCUGGGAAGGGAGGUGGGGAGCAGCAGCCAGGAGUCCUGACCCAGCCAGAGGGAGUGACAAUGAGCCCGCUGCUCGGGCCCAGAGAUUGUAUCCCUGCCCCAGGCCUGUGAUCCCAGCCGAGUACAUCAUGCCUAGGAGUCCCUCCUGGAGCAGUGACUAGUUGAGUCUUGGCCAUGUUGGACUCUGGACAUAACUCUUAUACCUGUGCCCAACCUGGAGAGGAACGGGGCUUUAGGUUUCAGUAUUUCUUGUUUCUUGACAUUUAUCUUGGCUAGGUGACGGUGAUUUUUCCUAAAUGUCUUGUUUGUGUCAUUGGUGGAAAUCAACCCGUGUUUCCCACAUUGUAGUUGGCAGUGGAUUAACUGGAUACUGUGUUUUUUUUAUUUCCAAAGAAACACGGAACAUCUGUGACUGUGGUCACUUUUGUUACUGGUCCCCUGAGGACUGAGCAUCGCCCACACUAUCUAGGGACCUCGGGACCUGUAUUUUGUCACUGUCUACAUUUGCAUACACUUUCAAAGUAAAAUUCUCUAGCCUGGGAGCAAUCCCUUCCAGCAACAGGGCCCAGGCCUGUAAGUCUGAGUCACAUGAGUGGUCCACUGGAUUGCAGUGGAGCCGCUCACUUGAUAAGGAUUGAUCAGUUUAGGACAGGGGUGGCCAACCUGCAACAUGGGUGCCUCAAGUGGCACAAGCAUGUGCUGUGUGUCUUUAAGCAGAUGGAGCAAGGGACAGUCAGCACAGUGCAGAUAAAGCAGAAAGCAGAGCAGCAGAUCAGGUACGGAGCAUGGGAAAAGAAGCAGAAAGAGCAGCAAAUUAGGCAGCGCAAGGGGAUAGGACUGACACUUGGGGAGGGCCAUGGGGCUUUAUCUGUGGCAGCUGUGCUAAAUAUGUUGGCCCCCAAAUGCUUAGGCAGUGACGCAGAGGCUCUUCUGAGGGCCCAUUUACUCCUGAGUCAGACAUUGCUUCAGGAAACACUCAUAGGACACCCAACAUCCAAUUGGCGUAUGCAGGCUCACUUGAAGGAACAUGGGCUCAUGCACGUACCAAUGUGCCUGCACACAUCAUUGGCAUGUUCACUCACAUAGCUGCCCUGGCUCUCGUAGUUGCAUCAGCUGACAACAGCAGGGCAUUUGAGAUGAAUGCUGCAAGGAACAUGCACAUAAGACCCAUGCUCAAGACUCUGUGUCUCCAGGCACAUCCAGGGCCGGCUUGGAGUUUUUGCUUCUUAGGGUCUGGUGCUGACGUUCUUGCUCACAAAGACCCCAUGGUCCAGCCAGGUCAGCAGCUGGCAUCAACCGUUGCCUCUCACAUCUAUGCCAGGCAGACUGCUGAGCUGGUCCCUAGAUGCUUGGCAGACAGCAGCCUUCUUGGCUUACAUCCCUGCACUAAGCAGCGACUUUGUGUAACACUCCCGUUUGCGUCUUCUCUCUGAUGAGAAAUCUUUCUCAGCAGUGCAGUCGCUACUGUAACUGCCAGGCUCAGCUUCCAAAUAGGUCUUUGGCCCAUAGGGAAAAAAAUAGUACAGGGCUAUGAACUCAGGUUUGGAUCUUGCUGUCUAUCUCGCUAGCUCUGUUUACAAGUAGCAGGAGGCCAAGGCCAGGAUCUGCUGCCAUUGGCUCAGUCAGCAGGACACUGUUCCAAUAAAUGGUGACUGCACAGCUGUUCAGA
This is a messenger RNA of Alligator sinensis (Chinese alligator), 2154 nucleotides long. Its product is annotated as heat shock protein 30D-like. Gene Ontology annotation, molecular function: protein folding chaperone. The record is from RefSeq and is a predicted model, not a curated record. The transcript is spliced from 2 exons. The coding region runs from base 1 to 525 and encodes 174 amino acids. NCBI's taxonomy places the organism in Eukaryota, Metazoa, Chordata, Crocodylia, Alligatoridae. Gene Ontology annotation, biological process: protein refolding; response to heat.